UGUGUUUCAUUCCCUUCUUCUUCUUCUUCUUCGUCUUCUUCUUCUAGUGUCUCUUCUCUACCCUACUCUUCUUUCUUCUUCAAAAUCAAAAUUCAUUUCACGCGCACCGCAACGCACUGUUUCGGAUUGUGGCUGGCUCCAUCAUGGCCGAACUCUUCAGGCUCAGUUCCGUCGAGUGGAGCCCUUCGCCGGUCAUCGCUUUAGCCACCAGCUUCGACGGCUCGCGUGUCGCCGCCGCCCGCAAAGACGGCUCCCUCGAAAUCUGGCUCGUCUCUCCCGGCUCCAUCGGCUGGCACUGUCAGCUGACUAUACACGGAAACCCUAACGGAAGAGUAACGUCGCUUAUUUGGUGCCCCGGCGGCCCCGACGGAAGCCGCUUGUUUUCGUCAAACAUAGAUGGCUCCGUUACUAAGUGGGAUCUUUUCCACUUGACGCAGAAGACGGUGCUGCCAUCAGACAGUGUUACAAUCUGGCAAAUGGCAGUGACUUUCCCUAAGAGUGACGAGAUCAAUGAUAAAAGGAAGGGUGGACAAAUGGGGAAUGGGUUUCAUGAUUUUGAUGAACAUGAGAGCAUUGAAAGUGAUGAAGAUGAUGAUUCUGGUUCACCUGGUCCUCUCGGGCUAUUGGUUGGUGAGCAUCCACGCGUGGCAAUUGCCCUUGACAAUGGAUGUGUGAGAAUUUGUGAUAUCUCUGACACAGAUGAAUUUAUUCUUGUAAAAUCUUUGCCCCCGGUGAAAGGACGAGUUUUAAGUGUGACUUGGAGUACAGAUGCUAACUAUAUAUAUUCAGGAAGUAGUGAUGGGUUGAUACGAUGCUGGAAUGCUACAUUGGGCAAUGAAAUCUAUAGGAUUACAGCUGGACUUGGAGGGUUGGGCAAUGGACAUGAACUUUGUAUAUGGUCAUUACUGUCUUUAAGGUCUGGUACACUUGUUAGUGCGGACAGCAGUGGUAGUGUCCAGUUUUGGGACAGUCAACAUGGAACUCUCUUGCAAGCACAUUCUUUGCACAAGGGACAUGUACAUGCUCUGGCAGCAUGUCCUAGUCAUAAUAGGGUGUUCUCUGCUGGUUCUGAUGGCCAGGUAAUUCUUUACAAGCUAUCUAGUAGUCAGUCAACAUCAUCCAAUGAUAUCAAUUCUCCAUCAACAAUGAAGAGAUGGAUCUAUGUUCACUAUGUAAGGGCUCAUACACAUGACAUCAGGGCCCUAGCUGUUGCUGUACCGAUAAGUCAUGAAGCAGCAGAUAUUAAGCCAGAAAAGAGGAUUAAAAGAGCUCGACGUGCAGAAAAUCCCAUUAGUUUCCGUUACCAUAAGUGGGCUCAUUUGGGGGUUCCUAUGCUUAUCUCAGCAGGAGAUGACACAAAACUUUUUGCAUACCCAGUGAAAGAAUUCACCAUGUUUUCUCCUCAUGAUAUCUGUCCUGCGCCUCAGAGAACACCCAUUCAACUAGUGCAUAAUUCUGUCUUUAAUCAACGCAAACUGCUUUUAGUCCAAUCUUCGCAAAAGAUAGAGGUUCAAUUGCUACAACUAAAAAAUGUCCGCACCUCUGGAGGCUUUACAAAGAACGUUGUAGUGGCUCAAGUUAACAGUAAGGCAUCUCAGAAGAUAAUUUGCAGCACCAUUUCUAAUUCAGGGGCGCUAUUUGCAUACUCUGAUCAUAAAAAGCCUAGUCUUUUUCAAUUGAAAAGGGAUGAAGUUGGAAAAAUCAAGUGGGAUGUUAGAAAAAGGGAGCUUCCUCAGAUAUUACCAUUUGCCCAUUCUAUGAUUUUCACUCAUGACUCCUCCAAGUUGAUAGUAGCAGGUCACGAUAAAAGGAUAUAUGUUGUGAAUGUUGGGGGGCCAGAUGAAGUUAAGUCAGAAUUACUGCAUACUUUUACACCCCUUCGCAAAUCACAAGAUCAAGAAUUACCUCCGACUGAGCCACCCAUAACAAGAUUGUUUACUAGUUCUGAUGGGCAGUGGUUGGCAGCUGUGAACUGCUUUGGGGAUAUAUAUGUAUUUAACUUGGAGAUACUAAGCCAGCACUGGUUCAUUUCAAGAUUAGAUGGCGCCUCUGUUACAGCAGGUGGAUUUCCUCCCCAGAACGACAAUGUACUGAUAGUUACAACUUCCUCAAAUCAAGUGUAUGCUUUUGACGUAGAGGCCAAGCAGUUGGGAGAAUGGUCCAAACGGCACACAUAUGCUCUUCCUAGGAGAUACCUGGAAUUUCCUGGUGAAGUUAUUGGGCUCUCAUUCCCUCCAUCAGAAACUUCAUCUUCUCCAUCGGCAACUUCAUCUUCAGUUGUUGUUUACAGCUCCAGGGCUAUGUGCUUGAUUGACUUUGGGUUGCCUGUGGAGCAAGAUGAAAGUGAUAUGCUAAAUACUAAAGAUUCAAGGGCAAUGAAUUCACAAAAUUUUAAUGUUAAGAAGAGGAUUGAAGUUAAGAAGAUGAUUGAAGUUAAGAAGGAACAUAAUAGGAGGAACUUUGAAGUUAUACCUUUCGAGAAUCCUGUUUUAUGUUUAGGUCAUACUUCAAAAAAUUCCAUCUUUAUGGUAGACAAACCAUGGUUGCAAGUUGUCAAGAGUUUAGAAGGCCGACCAGUCCACAGACAUAUAUAUGGGACAUGAGGCAUUAAGCAACCUAGAGAAUUGUUCUCAGCUUGAGGGGGAUACAUGACGGGGAUAAAAGUUCCUUGUUGUUUUUCUUUUUGUCUCUUCAUGGCUGGGAUCUGGAAUCAUGUAUUGUGUUAUCAUAAUCAAUUUUGUUCCAUUAGUAAUCGCUUCACUUCACAAUUUAUUUUAUUUUUUAUUUACACAUGUUCUGUACUUUUACUCUUUAAUCAAUCCCUAGCUGGUUUUUGAUGUUUGAUGCA
Messenger RNA from Glycine soja, 2848 nucleotides. RefSeq names its product WD repeat-containing protein PCN-like. Gene Ontology annotation, biological process: meristem growth; meristem maintenance. The record is from RefSeq and is a predicted model, not a curated record. The transcript has 11 exons. The coding region runs from base 144 to 2603 and encodes 819 amino acids. Gene Ontology annotation, molecular function: protein binding. Lineage: Eukaryota; Viridiplantae; Streptophyta; Magnoliopsida; Fabales; Fabaceae.